AUUAGUAUAUAUACUCAGGUUUGAAGUCUAAUGCUUCCAUAGUUCUGUUAGCUUGUGUCCAAAUGCCAAUAUAUCUCAAGUUCCUUCUUUGGGCAUCUCUUGCUCUCUUGCUUCUUCAAACGGGAUUUGGAGAAAAAUGUGAGAGCAAAAGCAGUGAACCUACAGUGAGGCAGGCGCAGGUGAAGUGGAGAGAAGGAAAGAAGUUCAGAGUUGAGGUAAUGAACAAAUGUCCAAUGUGUCCAAUCAUCAACCUUCGUCUGAAAUGUCAAGGAUUUCCUCAGUCGCUUGUGGACCCCGCGCUCCUCCGUGUUCUCUCCUCUUCUGCCGGAAACUGCGUCGUUAAUGACGGCUUGCCAUUGAGUCCAAUGCAGACUCUCUCUUUCAACUACUCCAACUCACACCAGUUGGCUCUGCGUCCUUUUUCUUGGUCUUUUCAGUGCGAAUAAAUCAAUAAGAUUGUUAAAUCAAUAAAAGUAGAUCUCUUUGUUCAUCAAUCUGCUGGUAUAUCUUUUGUAUAAUCUAUAUUCAGACCACCUUUUUUUA
Molecule: messenger RNA, 543 nt
Organism: Eutrema salsugineum
Lineage: Eukaryota; Viridiplantae; Streptophyta; Magnoliopsida; Brassicales; Brassicaceae
Exons: 2
Coding region: 63-446 (127 amino acids)
Biological process (GO): cell fate determination
Source: RefSeq, a predicted model, not a curated record